Molecule: messenger RNA, 2202 nt
Organism: Gopherus flavomarginatus (Mexican gopher tortoise)
Lineage: Eukaryota; Metazoa; Chordata; Testudines; Testudinidae
Gene: GYS2
Product: glycogen synthase 2
Exons: 16
Coding region: 1-2109 (702 amino acids)
Biological process (GO): glycogen biosynthetic process
Cellular component (GO): cytoplasm
Molecular function (GO): alpha-1,4-glucan glucosyltransferase (UDP-glucose donor) activity
Source: RefSeq, a predicted model, not a curated record
AUGCCUCUGGUUAGAUCACUGUCUGUGACCUCUCUUAAUGGGCUUCCUCAGUGGGAGGAUGAAGACCUGCCAGUGGAGGAUUUACUGCUCUUUGAAGUCGCUUGGGAAGUUACCAAUAAAGUUGGUGGCAUCUACACUGUGAUCCAGACAAAAGCCAAAAUUACAAUUGACGAAUGGGGUGAAAAUUAUUUUCUGAUCGGUCCCUACUUUGAGCACAACGUGAAGACUCAGGUAGAGGUGUGCGAGCCUCCGAACCAGGCAAUUAAAAAGGCAGUGGACACGUUGAAAGGCCAGGGGUGUCAGGUAUUUUUUGGAAGAUGGCUGAUAGAAGGCAACCCAUACGUUAUGCUGUUUGACAUAGGAUCGGCAGCUUGGAAUCUGGACAGAUGGAAAGGAGAGUUCUGGGAUGCAUGCAACAUAGGAAUCCCUUUUAAUGACAGAGAGGCCAACGAUGCACUGAUCUUUGGAUCAUUAACUGCCUGGUUCUUUAAAGAGCUCACCAGCCAGUUUGAUGACAAACCCAACUUGAUUGCUCACUUUCAUGAAUGGCAGGCAGGAGCUGGGCUAAUCCUCUCUCGAUUUAGGAAACUUCCAGUUGCCACAGUCUUUACUACCCAUGCCACACUGCUCGGGAGGUACCUGUGUGCAGCAAGUAUAGAUUUCUACAACAAACUUGACCAGUUUGACAUAGACAAAGAAGCAGGAGAGAGACAGAUUUACCAUCGUUACUGUAUGGAACGGGCGUCUGUACAUUGUGCCCAUGUUUUCACCACGGUUUCUCAGAUAACAGCCAUAGAAGCAGAACACAUGCUUAAGAGAAAAGCUGAUGUUGUUACUCCAAAUGGCUUGAACAUUAAGAAAUUUUCAGCAAUGCAUGAGUUUCAGAAUUUGCAUGCCAUGUACAAGGCUAGGAUCCAAGAGUUCGUUCGAGGCCAUUUCUAUGGCCAUCUUGACUUCAGCCUUGCAAGGACCUUGUUUUUCUUCAUCGCUGGGAGAUACGAAUAUUCAAACAAAGGAGCUGAUUUGUUUCUAGAGGCCUUAUCCAGAUUAAACUUCCUGCUGCGGGUUCACAGAAGUGAUGUUACAGUCAUCGUGUUCUUCAUCAUGCCAGCAAAGACUAACAAUUUCAAUGUGGAAACACUGAAAGGCCAAGCGGUACGAAAGCAACUAUGGGACACCGCACAAUGUGUGAAAGAAAAAUUUGGAAAGAAACUCUAUGAUGCACUACUGAAAGGAGAAAUUCCAGAUCUGAACAAGAUCCUUGACCGGGAUGAUGUAACCAUUAUGAAACGAGCCAUCUUUUCAACUCAGCGACAGUCUCUGCCUCCAGUGACCACACACAACAUGAUCGAUGAUUCCAAUGAUCCAAUCCUCAAUACCAUCCGGCGCAUCGGACUCUUCAAUAACCGCACAGACAGAGUUAAGGUGAUAUUACACCCAGAGUUCCUGUCUUCAACAAGUCCAUUAUUACCCAUGGACUAUGAAGAUUUUGUCAGAGGCUGCCAUUUGGGGGUGUUUCCCUCAUACUAUGAGCCCUGGGGUUACACUCCAGCUGAGUGCACUGUGAUGGGCAUUCCCAGUGUGACCACAAACCUCUCUGGAUUUGGCUGUUUCCUGCAGGAGCAUGUAGCUGACCCAGCUGCUUAUGGCAUUUACAUAGUUGACAGGAGGUACCGCUCUCCUGAUGAGUCAUGUAACCAGCUGACUCAGUUCUUGUAUGGAUUUUGCCAGCAGUCACGGCGUCAGAGGAUCAUCCAGAGAAAUCGAACUGAGAGGCUCUCAGACCUACUGGACUGGAGAUAUUUAGGCAGGUACUAUAUGCAUGCCAGACACCUGGCUCUGAGCAGAACUUUCCCAGAUAAAUUUGAGAUGGAACCAAAUGCUCCACCAAAGACGGAAGGUUUCAGGUACCCCAGGCCUUCAUCAGUACCACCAUCACCUUCUGUCUCUCAGCAUUCCAGCCCUCAUCAUAGCGAGGAUGAAGAUGAGGAUGAAAGAUACGACGAGGAUGAAGAAGCCGAAAGAGACAGGCAAAACAUAAAGUCACCUUUGUCCCUUGGAGCACUGCCACAAAGAAAGAAAAAGCAGCAUGGAGAAUACAGGAACUGAAUUCCUUUGCUGUCACCGCAACAUGGUCUUCAUCCACUACAGAGCACCCAAGUGUAGGCUAGUGAAUCUCUGUGUUAAGGGCAGUGCAGUGUG